CUGCAGCGAGAGAGCAGAGAGGCGCACUGACUCCAUGAGCACAAGUGGAUGGAAAGAGACCCGUGCAAUGGAGAAACUGAGCCGCGGUGCAGAGACCGGAGCCCUGUAGACUCGGGAAGAACAGAAGAGAUGCUUGCAUGAGAUAAGGGGAAUGAAGAGUAGAAUAAAGAGUUUUAAUGAAGAGUUGAGAUUAUUUUCCAAAAUGGCACGGAUUUGCUACCAUGCAAAUGCGCAUUUUACAAAGAUGACAUAGCACUUGAGAAAAUGGGAUUCCUCCAGGAACAGAACUCACUCACGACCUGAAUGAAAAGAGAAAGGGAAUCUAUUCAAAUCGGAAUUUAGCUUUUUUCUUCUUUUACUUGACAAGGCUCGGUUGUGAGUGAACGCAGAGUGAAAUAUGAAUCUGGGAAAAGCACUUCUGUUUUUCCUCCUCUCAAAUUGUGUGACAAUGACUUUGUCGCUAUCCACUUGCACCACAGUGGACAUCGACCACAUAAAGAAAAAGAGAGUAGAGGCGGUCCGAGGACAGAUUCUCAGUAAACUCCGGCUGACCAGUCCGCCUCAAACAACAGGUCCAAGUCAAGUGCCGUUUCAGGUCUUGGCCCUUUAUAACAGCACCAAGGAGCUCAUUGAGGAGCUGGGAAGAGACAGGCAUCAGAGUUGUGGACAGGAUAACACGGAGACUGAGUACUAUGCCAAAGAGAUUUACAAGUUCAACAUGGUCAAUGGUCCGCCAGAAAACAAUGACCUCCCCUACUGCCCUAAGGGUAUCACCUCCAAGGUGUUCCGCUUCAACGUCUCCACCAUGGAGAAGAACUCCACCAACUUGUUCCGGGCCGAGUUUCGAGCCCUGCGGAUCCCCAACCCGGCCGCCAAGAGAAACGAGCAGAGGAUUGAGCUCUACCAGAUCCUCCAGAAAGACGACCCCAAAGCCAAACAGCGAUACAUUGGGGGCAAGAACGUCCUGACCAAGGGAACGCCUGAGUGGGUCUCCUUUGAUGUUACAGAGACAGUGAGAGAGUGGCUGAUGUACAGACAGACCAACCUCGGCCUGGAGAUCAGCGUGCAUUGUCCCUGCCACACUUUCAGGCCUAAUGGGGACAUUAUCGAGAAUGCCAACGAGGUGCUGGAGGUCAAGUUCAAAGGUAUGGAAGCGGACUAUGACGAUCAGAGCCGUGCGAAAAAACAAAAGGAGCAGCUCUACCCCCACCUCAUCCUCAUGAUGCUCCCUCCCCACAGGCUGGAUGCCCAAUCCUCCUCCCGCAGGCGUAAGCGGGCACUUGACACCAAUUACUGCUUCAACAAUUAUGAGGAGAACUGCUGUGUGCGACCACUAUAUAUUAAUUUCCGGCAGGAUCUGGGCUGGAGGUGGAUCCAUCAGCCUGAAGGGUACUAUGCUAACUUCUGCUCCGGUCCCUGUCCUUACCUGCGCAGCGCAGACACCACCCACAGCUCGCUGCUGAGCCUGUACAACACCUUGAACCCCGAAGCGUCCGCCUCACCCUGCUGUGUUCCUCAGGACUUGGAGCCCCUCACCAUCCUCUACUAUGUGGGUCGCUCCCCUAAAGUCGAGCAGCUCUCCAACAUGGUCGUCAAGUCCUGCAAGUGCAGCUAAAGUUCAGGGCGGGAGACGUUGGGUGUGACGGCUCCCAGCACUACUCAGGAGCGGGUUUAGAGGGGUUAGAGGGGGGCGCGGUACACUUUCCCCUCCAUGAGUACCUCCUGCUUCAGCCGUGUCUCUCUCUCACGAAAAACAAAGAUGCAGUCCACCACUCUGCUCACAAUCAUUGGCAGCAUUUACCAAGGAGACUUGUCAAACACCACUUCACUAACGGCACUCUCAAACCCAUCAGACCUCCUCAGCAAUCGCCUUUUUUUGACAUCAGUGUUUCUCAUGUUUUUUUUUUCAUAUUCCAGCAUUUUGUACCUCAGUGUUACAUAACCAGGAGGAACAGAACAAUAAUUGUCUUUCAAUGACCACUGCAUUCCUAAGGACAUUAAAUAAUUGCAGUCAGAAAGAGGAAAUGACUGCAGAAUGCAGACUGAACUCAGCAUGAUAGGAAUACGUCAAAGAGGGGGAAACUAAAAUGUUUGUUGAGAGCAAACACGUCCCUCGGCUCUGACGCACGGGACACCUUCCAAUGUCCGAGCUGGAAACCGACGCUGUGCACGCCACGGCUCCCUACACUGUUUGUUUAGGAUUAAGAUGCUGUUGAAUUAAAAAAUGACCUUAAGAAAAAAAAAAGAAAACAUGCUGGAAUACCAACCAUUAUUUCAAAGUAGUAUUUCCAUGGUUAUGUUUACCUCUGUAAUACAACAGGAUGGUGAUUCCAGGGAUCGUUUUGUUUUAAAGUGAAGCCUUUCUGUUGUAUGAGACGACGUAUGUCACUAAGUGAACACUUAACUAGAUCACAAACUGUAAAUGUUUUUCUUAUUACUCUUGGAAACACUUUUUUUUAAUUAAAAAUGGACAGUUGGAUAGAAUGGUUCUAAUUUCAUUAUUGUUGGAGUUUUUUUUCUGUUUGUGACACUUUUUGAAGGGUUAUAGGGUUAAAUUUAGAUGACAAAAGGGGGAGAAAAUAAAGACCAGACAGAGUGACAACUUCAGUGUGGUGAACAAAUACAUUUACUGACAUGAUCAGCAUGUUUUAAUGGUUUCAAGGUAUUCAUUUCAAUGUUUUCUGACUUACGAUUCCAAAAAUAUUACAUUUCCAUGCAUGUGUGUUGGACAAAACAGAUUCAAUGAUCAAACUGUAAACAACUUUGUAUCACCACAGGAGAAUAUACACAUUGAUUUGGACUGUACUGUUGGAUUUUUGUAACACAGCAUGCACUGGCAUAGUAAAGUAGUUGUAAAUCCACAACAUUAAAAAGGAUAGUUCAGAUAUUUUAAA
This is a messenger RNA of Centropristis striata (black sea bass), 2894 nucleotides long. RefSeq names its product transforming growth factor, beta 3 (gene tgfb3). Gene Ontology annotation, molecular function: type III transforming growth factor beta receptor binding; growth factor activity; cytokine activity. Gene Ontology annotation, cellular component: extracellular region. Bases 398 to 1615 code for a protein of 405 amino acids. The transcript is spliced from 7 exons. Lineage: Eukaryota; Metazoa; Chordata; Actinopteri; Perciformes; Serranidae. The record is from RefSeq and is a predicted model, not a curated record. Gene Ontology annotation, biological process: transforming growth factor beta receptor signaling pathway; regulation of cell population proliferation; SMAD protein signal transduction.